AUGUUCAAGUCUGACACGACGAAGACCAUGCGCUCUCUUCCCGAUAGUGCUUCUGAUUCUACCUCCUGGCUCCACACCGAAGACAUGGUUGCACUGGCUGGCAUUGAACGCACCCAGCGCCGGUCCAUCAUGUCUGCCAAAUGCAGCCACUUGGUCGGCCGCCUCAGCUCCAAGCUGCAGAGGAUGUCGUCCACCUCGACAAAGGCGAUCAAGCACGCGUCCCAAAAGAUGCGCAGCGUCUUGAACAAGUCGGCACGGAACGGCUCGACUACUGACGCCCGCUCCCAUGACGACUCUCUUCCCUAUCACCACGACACCCGCCACGAGACAGACGAGCUUACUCAACAGGAGAUUGACAUACUUUUCGAUUCGUUCAGCUCGGUAACCGACUCUGGCAUCGAUAUGAGUGCCUGCGGUCUGCUUCCAGCACAUGACGCGGACUACACGCCCUCGCCAUACGUCGACACGGACACGUCCAUGGAGGUCUGCGAAUGGGCUUCAUCGCCAGACAUUGCUGUACAUAUCUACGCCGUUCGCUCCGCUGCCGCCGCUGAUGACGGCGCCGACACCAACGACGACAUCAGACAGUCCGAAGGUGUGCUCCGGCGGGCUUCUUGCCUGAACCGGGCGGAUGACCGCCUCUACCAUGUCCCCGGCCGGCUGAAUAUCAGCCUACCCAAAGGAGCAACCGGCAGCAUGCACCUACCUUCGCGAUACCCUCGCGGCGCCAAGGGGUUGAAGAGGCCGGAUGACUAUGACUUUCCCAGCUGGCACCCUGGCCCGGAUGGCUACAUGGUGCCCACUCAGCGCCUUCCUCGAGGCGUCUUCUUGCCCAAGCCAUCGCGGCUAUGUGAGGUCGAGACGGCUGAGGACACUGACUUUGGGGAGGAAGGCAUGCCGGUCCGACUGCUCAGUCAGAACGUCAGUCAGCGCAGUCUCCGCCGCACCAAGGCCAUGGUCUCUCGCCAGCAUCCAGCCAUCAACCAGGACCAGGCGUCGGACAAUGCCGCCGAUGACAGUUUGCUGUGCUCCGACUUUGACGGUAACUGGGUCACCUACGGCAAUGAUUCGGACGAGAAGACAACUCGAGAGCUGGACGUCAUGCUGGAAGAAGAUUCGAUUGAGGAGCACACGAGCGCUGAAUGUUUUUCAGAGGUCAGCAAACAGGCCCGGCUCGGCUUCACUCAGCGCGUCAAAGCAGAGUCGAUCAAGCUUCUACGCCCCUUCUCCUCUUUGUUUGCCAUUGUGGCCAGCGAGGACAUUGGCAGUGAAGAAGAUGACGCCGUCUUGGAGCAAGACGAGUCCUACUCUGGUUCGAGUACUCGCACUCGAUCAACCAACGCGCUGGCCACGGUCCAAGUCCAGGCAUUCAACGGAGAAGACUACAGCGAGUGCGAUGCCAGCAACUUCUCAAUCUUCGCGCAGGGACCGGAGGAGGACGCAACCGAAUUCUCCGAGCAAUCCACCAUGAUCCAUCACGAGGCGCAGUUUGGCGUCUCGGAGGGAGGUAGGGUGAAGCUCAGUGUCAAGUCGCAGGAGCAGCUGGCCGACAUGGUGUCCUCCAUCGAAGACGAGUUUGACCAUGACGACAAUGAGCUCGUACUUCCUUGCUCACUGCCCGCACUUCCGAUUGGCGUGCAGUACGCCGAAGAGCGCACGUCCAUCAUCUCGAGGGGGCCUCACCUCAUCAUCCCUGAGAGGCGCACCCGCAUCGCCAUGGCCACUGGUGGCUUGGGUGACGACGAGGGAGUAGAGAAGACGAAGGAUUUCGGGUUGUUUACUUCCAAGUGCUAUCUUUAG
Messenger RNA from Diplodia corticola, 1800 nucleotides. RefSeq lists its product as uncharacterized. The record is from RefSeq and is a predicted model, not a curated record. NCBI's taxonomy places the organism in Eukaryota, Fungi, Ascomycota, Dothideomycetes, Botryosphaeriales, Botryosphaeriaceae. The coding region runs from base 1 to 1800 and encodes 599 amino acids. The transcript has a single exon.